AUGGCGCAGUCAGGAGGGAACACCAUUGCUGAAAUAUACAAAGGUGUGAUACAAGAUGUGAUUAGUCAAGUGAAGGAAGCGUUCCUGGACGAGAAUGUGGAUAUUGACGUGCUGACGCAGUUGAAGAAGGAAUGGGAAGAUAAAGUAAUUGCUAGCGGAUGUGUAGAUAUGGAGCCUCGGCACACUCAUGCUCCACAUGCUCCUCAUCAAGUAGCUCCUCCACCAAUGCGUGGCCAUGUCAUGCAACCUCGCAUGGGCACAGUAACACAAGUUCGCCUUCAGACUGCCCCUCAGAUGGUCUCUCAAUCGCAUUCUGGCAUGAUGAACCAUAUUGAACAAGGAAGACCAAUGCAAAUGCAAUACGUGCCACAACAGGGCAUGCAGCAAAUCCAAGUUCAGCAAGUGCAACAAGGAAAUAUGCCGGCCAGUGUGUCUUUCACUCCUCAAACUGGUAUUCGAAUGGUCCAGGCCAUUCAACCUCAGCCCGGGCAGCAGUUUGUCAUUGCACAAAGCGGACAGCAAAUUCAACAUCCCGUAAUGUAUUUACAACAAGCGAACGGACAACAAAUCCCCGUAACAGUUGGACCUAAUGGAGUGCUUCAACAUCGGUUGCAGCAAGCACAUGGAGGUCACCAACUGCAUCAAUUGGAUGGGAACGAUUGCUUUGUUGAGGAUUCAAAUGAAAUGAGUUCCUCUGACCUUCCUUGUUCAUCGAAAACAACAGCUCAGAAAUCUCACAAACGCGUGUUGAAGAAAAAAGGCGAUGUGACUGAUCGUGAAGCGUUGCGGAUAGCGAGAGACCUAUUGACGGCUUUGCAGUUGGAUGGUGGAGGAGGUGGUGGCAUGUCAGACUCUUCUAGUGAAGAGGAAGAGGUUGAUGACGAUGAUGAUCCUAUCCGCCGCAUUGCAGACAGAAUUGGCGAUGGUCAGAUUGAGGAUGGCGAACAAGCAAUUGUGGAAGAAGAUCCACUGAAUUCGGGUGAUGAUCAGAGUGAUGAUGAAGAUUUAGAAACAUUGUUUGAUGCCGAUAAUGUCAUCAUGUGCCAGUUCGAAAAAGUACAUCGUGCUCGCAGCAAAUGGAAGUUUCAGCUAAAAGACGGCAUAAUGCACAUUGACAACAAAGACUACUGCUUCCAGAAAUGCAGCGGAGAAGCUGAGUGGUGA
Ostertagia ostertagi is the source of this 1164-nucleotide messenger RNA. The record is from the annotation of a GenBank genome assembly. Lineage: Eukaryota; Metazoa; Nematoda; Chromadorea; Rhabditida; Trichostrongylidae.